AUGCUACACCUCGUGGUAUCAAACCUCCGAGGGGUUCCUCCCUGUAUGAAGAAUCUACUCACUUCUCUCACGAAGAACCGUUCGUACGGAAUAAGACCCGCGCGUAAGGAACCCCUGUGUAAACACUUCUCGACUGAAACCAAUACCCCCUCCACAGACAUGGUUUUACCAGAAAACGCAAUAACGUAUGAUACCCCCAAUUUCCACUUCAUCAUUUAUGGCAUACUCCACGGACAGAUAAAUGAAAAAAGGUGUAGUGGCAAGGACGCAUCGGAACUCUUGAGCAAAGUAAAACCGAAUUAUCUUCUCCUAGAACUAUGCCAACAGAGACUAAGCAAAAUAAUGGAAAUCCUUUCCACUAAGGAAAAAAAAAAAGACUACCAUAAUAAUUACAGUAAAUUUACUUACCUCCCAAGAAUACAUAAUGGCUUUUUACAAAAUGAAUUUUUACCAAUUAUUCAAGAUUCCAUAAAAAAUAAAUGGAAAAUAUUUUUACUCGAUAGAAAUAUUAACACCAUUAGAAAUCGACUUGAUUCUAGACUCCUCUAUGACACCAGUGCUUACAGAAAAUUCUUCACCUACUGCAUUGAAUCCAUAUCGCUCAGGCACUACUCCUUCGAGGAAUUUACCAAGCUGUACAAACACUAUGACCCAUCCACCGCAACUGACAAGGAUACUCUUCACCGUGGUACACCACCCAAUGACACCGGAGACACCCCCACCAAAGGUGUCCAUGAAGGGGAACUGCGUAUGGAUACACACAAUGAACGCAAGGUGCGUGAUAACUUCGCCUCGGAGGCAGCACAAGGGGUAGAACCCGAACAAGGUCGUAUCAGUACACCACAGGAUGCCGACCAAAAUGGAGAGAGUGAAAAUUGGAAAAAAUUAAAGUUGCUGCAAACUCUAAACGAAAGACUAAAAGUUCUGUCCAAACCGACGUAUGAUAUCCUGGUGGAGGAAAAAUGUAAAUACAUGGCGAACAACAUUUGGUGUUUCCUACUCAAUAAUGAUGAACAUUUCUUCGAUAAAAAACCCGUAAAGAAAACAAUUUUUGUUCUCUGUAGUGCCAAUAUAGUUCACAAAUUGGUAGAGGAGAUGGACAAUGUAUACCUCAGUCUAUGUAAAAGGUAUGAAUCUAACAUAAGUAGCAAUAGUACUGAACACCUAGUAUUUGAAAAUCCAUAUACUUCGUAUGGCACGUAUGUAAAACCACACUGGCCCUUCAUUUUUAUCAAGUACUACUUCAUUCCUUCCUUCAUUUUAUAUGUUACACUGAACACGUUCUAUGCGCUCACUGCAUGGGUUUACAAGUCUAAUUUUCAGAGAGCUUCUUCUCCUUCACAUAGAAUUAUAGACAUAGAGGUGUAA
This is a messenger RNA of Plasmodium knowlesi strain H, 1368 nucleotides long. RefSeq names its product conserved Plasmodium protein, unknown function. Lineage: Eukaryota; Apicomplexa; Aconoidasida; Haemosporida; Plasmodiidae. The transcript has a single exon. The record is from RefSeq and is a predicted model, not a curated record. Bases 1 to 1368 code for a protein of 455 amino acids.